ACGUCUGCCCUUACAUCAUCUUUUUAUCCAUUGCAACAGACGCCGUCAUUCUGUUCAUUCGCCAACUGCGAGAAAUCAUAUGCAUUUGACGUGACAUCAGCAAAGAGAGUGAGAGAGUGGUAACACAAACGAAGCAAUUGCAUCAAUCACACAACUAAUGGGCUCCAACUUGGAAGAUGAAGGCUAUUGGAAUCGCUCCGGUCGGGCUUUUAAUUUUGACGAUGACAAUGAAGACAUUGAUUUGAAAUCCCUGGACAUAAAUGUGGAUAGUGGCAGCAUUGAAGGCGGCGGUGGGGGCAUACUCAAUGAUGACACAAUUUCCGAAGCAAGUUUCGACAAUACAGCCAGUUCCUAUAACCUGUCAAUUAAAUCCUUGAUUUCCGAUGAAGAAUUGAAGCUGCUUUUGGAUGAACAAUCAAUGGAUGAUAAUAUGAUACCCAAGGGUAUGAAACCCGAAGAGGAACUCAAGCUUCUUAGAAGGCAAAUACAAAAUACAUUGUAUACACCAUCGCCAAUGGCCACAGCUCGUAAACUAUUGCAAGGGAAAAUUGUGAGCUUUGAGGUGUUUAAAUCUUUGCAGGACAAGCAACAACUUCUGGAUGCAGUCAUUGAAAUAGGUUGUCCCGGAGAUUCAUUGCUCAGCGUAAUUUUGUUCUUAGACAAGACCCUAAAUUGCAAAGAUUUUCAUGAUAUGUUGAAAAAACGCCCCAAAGCUCUUCAACAUUAUUUGCAAUAUUUAUCACAACGUCAUGUGGAUGAAGCUAUUGACUUGCUUAAAGAUUUGGGUAAAUACAAUGAAGCUAUGCUCUUGGAAUUUCAAACGGUCUUACGUUUGCAAUCGAUGCCAGAACGUAAGGCUAAGUUGCAAGCCAUGAUGUCGCAUUGUGCCAAUAAUCGUGUCUGCCAACUCUACCAACAAAUAUUACAUGCAGCAAUGAAACUCUUCGCGCUUGUAGAGUCCGAAAGAAACUCUCUAAAUAAUAUGGUGGAUGUUAAUUCCAGCCCCGUUGAAGUACUUUAUGCCUGCUGUGCCAAGAACACCAAUUGGAAGGAUCCUGAUAUUACACAAAUUAUUUCACCCUACCGUUUGUGUAAUGACCAACAUAUUUCCGCAGGGCAAUUCGAUUGGACUGCCCUCAAUGAGCGGGCUCGCUCACAAGCCUAUGCCGAUUUGCAACAUAUUUUCGAACAAGUACCCACAUGGCAUCCCAUUAAACAGAAACAAUUUCACAUCAACAUCUCAUUGGAAUUGGCCGUAAUACGUCUACAUGAUAUGGGUGCUCCCGCUUCGGUAAUUUACAUGUUCCUCUCAAAUAUGAGUAGUGCCAGUGAAAAAUUAGAAUUGGCAAAACGUGUCAAAUGCACCAAAGCUAUUAUAGAUGCUUUAACUGCGCUCAAAGAUGUUCCCCAACUAUUGCAAAUACGUGAAUCUCUGCCUGAUCGUUCGGAGGAGCAAUUCUAUUGUGAUAAUGCCAUUAAAAAUGUUCAAACUAAACGUUGGACCACGGAUAGCAUUAAAUUGAAGUUGUAAGAAUGAAGGGAGCAAGGGACGUUGUGGUAUUUAGCAAGAAAUAGAUUAUGAAAAAGAAAAAUGAAGCCUGAUACUGAAAUGUAAGAAAUCGCUAUUCUGUAGUUUUAGCUAGUAGUCCUAGUAUUUAGAUGUAGUUAUCGUUUUGUAUUGAAAUUGUAGCAUUAUGUAAGUACAUACCGACAAAGAAUAAAAUAUAUAAUUUUGUAGAAAACUUA
Molecule: messenger RNA, 1746 nt
Organism: Musca domestica (house fly)
Lineage: Eukaryota; Metazoa; Arthropoda; Insecta; Diptera; Muscidae
Gene: Vps16B
Product: vacuolar protein sorting-associated protein 16B
Exons: 1
Coding region: 158-1531 (457 amino acids)
Biological process (GO): vacuolar transport; intracellular protein transport
Cellular component (GO): cytoplasm
Source: RefSeq, a predicted model, not a curated record